AUGGCCCCGCCAUUCCCUCGCUCGAGUAUCGAACUCGAUUACCCUCUCUAUGCCGUCGACUUCGACCCUGAAGAUUCAACCCGGGUGGUCGUAGGUGGAGGAGGUGGUGCCGGUCGCUCUGGUGUUGGAAACAAGAUUUCUGUCCUCGAGACAGUUUCUCAGACAGAGCUCCGUACAGCUGGAGAGAUCAACCUUUCUCGCGACGAAGACAGCGUUAUGUCCCUUGCGGUCGGUCCUCACAAAGGCAAGACUACAUAUAUCUAUGCCGGCGUCAACUCCAGCCCAGAUAGCAUCGCAAAGGGCACGAACGAACAUCUCCGAACCCUCAGUAUCGACCCUUCGAAGUUGCGCACUGCUGUUGGAGCCAAGACUCCCGAUUCCAACAUCACAGAGGUCGCUCGUACAUCUCUUUUCAAGAACCCUGACAUCGAUACAUAUCAACGAUUAUUGCGCGUUGUGGGAACGACCGGCGCUGCGGCCACAGCGAUGGGAAAGGAGCCUCAAUUAGCAAUCUUCGACGUCGCAGGCGCUCAAGCCAAGAUUCGAGGCAUUCUGGAACUGGAAAAAGAGGCUGAGGACCUGGAUAUUGUGCAGACAGGAGAGAGCGAAUUCCAGGUCGCAUAUUGCUCCAAGUACGAGCUGUAUCUCGUCAACGUUAGCGCCAAGGAAACCAGCGAACCGAAGCUGGUAUAUGUCAUGCCCGAGGAUCAUGGCGAGCGACCUAUGUUUCGAGCAAUUCGAUACUUGAGUCCCAACUUCCUUGUAGCUGCGGCCAACUUGCCUAAGCGAAGUGGUGUGGUGAUACAAGCAUACAGAUUGCCCAAGGGAAACCAGACAGAUGCGCGCUUGUCCAUCAACGCCAGGAUACCAAGGAAGAUCUCUGCAACUGCGCUGGCUGUUGCCAAUCUAUCGCCUCCAGCUUCGCCCCUAGGCUCUAUUGGCGACACGCAGUUCAUCAUUGCUAUUGCAGGUCACGACUCGUCUAUUUCUCUCUACACACUUGACCACAAUACUGGUGCCACUGUUGAGAUACUCUCCAAACUAUGGCACCUAUAUACACUUAAAGAUGUUCAUGGAACCGACAACAUUACCGGAGUUUCUUUCUCACACUUUGAGACGCCAAAGAAUAACCUUCGCCAGCAGUUCAUCAAACUUGCUAGCACAUCUCUCCAAAAGACUGUUGCUGUUCACAGCAUUCCUCUAGAGAGGCAAGUCGACAAAGCUCCACGCAACAAGAAGGGCCCUCCACGUCCUGUUCGCUAUGUCACAGCUAUGAAGUCUCGUGGUAUCUCUUCUCGUGGUCUUGGUAUCACAAUGGCCAUCUUUGCGCUCAUCAUGGCCCUUGUUGCGCAGUCCAUUCUCGAACUUUAUGGUACGAACCGCCCUAUCCUUGGCGUACAGAAGCUGUUCCCCCCGCGUCACGGCACUCUGCGUACCCCUACCCACCCACCUGUUGCGUUCCUCGCCGACGAGUUUCUUGCUAAGCUUGCUGGCCGGGAUAUCGUCAAGACUGCCACUGGUGAAACUCUCGUGUUGUACGAGGGCGAAGCACCCCCUGCAACAGCUGGAGCAGAUAGUCAGGCCCCAGGUCUCAAGGUCGAUGUUCAUGAACCUUCAGUUCAUGGCCCUGGCAUGACCUGGGAGGAAUUGGGCGAGGAGCAGAAGGCUGCAUGGAAGGCUCGUCUUAAGCAGACCGGCGCUUGGACACAGGCCAUGGGCGAAAAUGUCUUCAGAGGUAUUUUGUUUGGCGAGAUUGCCGGUGCUGUUGGCCGAGCUGUUGCCGGUUGA
Fusarium sp. VM40 is the source of this 1788-nucleotide messenger RNA. The record is from the annotation of a GenBank genome assembly. Lineage: Eukaryota; Fungi; Ascomycota; Sordariomycetes; Hypocreales; Nectriaceae.